Molecule: messenger RNA, 2449 nt
Organism: Cydia pomonella (codling moth)
Lineage: Eukaryota; Metazoa; Arthropoda; Insecta; Lepidoptera; Tortricidae
Gene: Vps33B
Product: vacuolar protein sorting-associated protein 33B
Exons: 2
Coding region: 168-2123 (651 amino acids)
Biological process (GO): vesicle-mediated transport; intracellular protein transport
Cellular component (GO): CORVET complex; lysosome
Source: RefSeq, a predicted model, not a curated record
UGCGUCUUUUAUUGGAAUUUGUUGAUAUUUUCUUUUCUCCAAUAAUUUCCUUCUUAUCAAAGAGCAUAUAAUCACGUUAUUCCUUAAAUUAAGAUGAUGCUAUUGAUACGUCAUGUAUAAAGUUUAGGGCUCAAGUACUAAGAAAGCUUUUCUCCGUAAAAGAUACAAUGAGCAGAAACAUGGAGCAUCCUCUUUCCCUCAAACUAAGUUCUUUGAGCGCCAUAUCUCAAUGCAAACUAGAACGGAUACUGUCGCUAUGUGGUGAUAAAAAGGACUUAAUUAUUGAUCCAGUACUAAUCAAGCCUUUGGAAAGAAUUUGUGGCGUCAGCUGGCUACGGCAGCAUGGAAUUGAAAAAAUCUACAAAAUGGACCCGCAGUUGGGUCCUACAGCCAAUACAAACCGUGUAUACUUCAUCCCAUCCUGCAUCCAGAAAUACAAGUGUGUCCUUGACCAGAUAUCUUCUGUACUCAGCCAUAACUCCUCCCUAGCCGACCAGAACUGCUUUCACAUUAUAAUAGUACCAAAAGUUGUAUGUUCUUAUGAUUCUCUACUAGAGAGUAGAGGCCUAUAUGGUGUAGUGAAACUACAUCCCUUUACUUGGGAACUAAUGGCCUUAGAUGAACAGCUACUAAGCUUAGAACUGCCUUUUUUAUUCAAGCAGUUAUUUGUUGAGCAAAAUCAUUCCUUAUUGUCAAGCAUUUCUAUGUCUUUGUGGAGUUUAUUCCAUGUCAUAGGCCGGCCUAAAGCUAUUUUUUCUGUUGGGAAGUUAUCAGCAAGUGUUUUAGAUAUGCUUGAGGUUUACAAUGAAACAUAUGUGAGGGAUUUCUUGACAGAAGAAAGUUCAAAUGAAAUUGGUGCAUUGAUAGUUAUUGAUAGAAGUCAGGAUUAUGCUUCCAGUCUUCUCACUCCUGCUACUUACAGUGGAUUAUUGAGUGAAAUAUUUAAAAUUACUUGUGGACAUUUAGAGCUAAAUGUCAAAGACACUAAGAUAAAGAAAGGAAAGCUGAAUUUUGACUUUGAAGAAGAUAAAACGGUAGCAAAAACUACAAUGAUGACCUUAGAUAGUUCAAUAGACUGCCUAUAUGGAGAGAUAAAACACAGACAUUUCUCAGAAGUGCUAAGUGUUCUUAGUUCAAAAGCCAAACUGCUGAAAAAUGAAGAUAUUAAAGCAUUGGGAAUACAAGAAAUUAAGCAUUUUGUAGCCACAAAAUUACAACAAGUCACACUUUUCAAGCAAAGUCUAGUCAACCAUGUAUUAGCCUGUGAAACCAUCAUUUCAGAAAUGAGCAAUAAGUUUGAGAACCUUAAACUGACCGAGACAGAUAUGCUGAAUAACAAGAAUAAAAAAUCAAACUUUACAUUUGUUGAUGAGAACUUUGGCACUGAUAUACACAUCUACAACAGCUUAAGGCUUAUGUGUUUACUAAGUUUAACACAAGGACUGUCAUAUGAUGAAUAUAAUUCACUAGAAAACAAGUACUUAUUAGCUUUUGGAUAUAAUUUCUUGUAUGUAUUUAACAAUUUGAUAAAUGCUGGAUUGCUGAUUCAACCUUCAACAUUAAAGUUGUCUCUUAACAUUUCAAAUCUCGGAAACUUAAGUGACAGAUUACCAAAAUGGCAGAACAGUUUCCAAACUACAGCUAACAAACUUAAAAUGCUGCCUCCUGAAGACUCCAGUAAAUCAUCUCCAGGCUAUGUUUUUAACGGAGGCUACAUACCCUUAAUUGCAACACUUUGCAAUACUGUCUUGACUGCAGAUUCCUUACUAGAUGUUUUGACUAAGCUAUCUGCCUUACCUGAUUUUAAAGUUGGUGGAAAAAUAGUUGAGAGUUUCAAAGUUGGUAUCGAAACUUUUGAUGAAAAAAUAGACAACUUAAAACCCCAUAGUGACCUUGAUUUCGGUUGCAAAGAUGCGAAAAACUUAGUUAAAUUACUUAAAAAUGACACCAGGGUCGGUGGGUUUCCGCUCAAGCCUAAAAGUGUGUUAGUAUAUGUUGUUGGGGGUGUGAAUUAUGCUGAGAUAGCAGCAUGCGAUGUCGUACAAACUGCGACAGGCAGCAAGAUAUAUGUGGCGAGCGACUGCAUAGCUAAUGGGGGUGAUCUUAUGGCUGCUAACACUUGAGGUAACUGUAUAAAGGGGCUUAAGUAUUUCACGGCUUAUUUAGAUAGAUAGUGAGGUUUUAGCUUUGUUUUAUAAUAGAAGCAGAAAUAUAUGUAUAGUUUCAGACAUUAUGGAAUCCGUAAAACGUUUGCUGAAUAUAUUGCGUCCAAUAGAAUCACCUGGGUAAAUAAUAUAUGCUAAUUUUAAGUAAAACAUAAGUAUUAUGUGUAAAAAAGUUAUUUAUUUUUGCUAUAUUUGGUGUUCUAUGUAAAAGAAAAACAUACCUAAUAAGCUAUAUUAUAAGAUUAUAAAGGCCAUACAUAUGUAAGAAAGGGUUUUUUUAAACA